This is a messenger RNA of Leptosomus discolor (cuckoo roller), 985 nucleotides long. The record is from RefSeq and is a predicted model, not a curated record. Lineage: Eukaryota; Metazoa; Chordata; Aves; Leptosomiformes; Leptosomidae.
GAGAAGGCAAAACUCCUCAGAAGUCAGCCUGCUCAAAUUGUGGAACCCAAAGGUCUUCUGUACGUCCAGCAGAGAGAGUUUGCGGUAACUACCCCUAAGGAUGGUUCUGUUUCCAUUCUUGGGUCAGAUGAUGCAACUACCUGCCACAUAGUUGUGCUCCGACACACAGGCAGUGGAGCCACCUGCUUGACACACUGCGACGGGUCGGACACAGAGGCGGAGGUGUCGCUCAUCGUGAGUUCAGUAAAAUCUUUCUCUAACACCCCCGGAUGCGGAAGGCUGGAAGUGCACCUAGUUGGAGGUUUCAAUGAUGAUAGGCAGUUAUCACAAAAACUUACUAAUCAGCUUCUUAGAGCGUUCGAUCUCCAACCAGAUGACGUUCAUUUAGUGACUUUCUGCGUAACAGAACUAAACGACAGAGAAGAAGAGGAUGUUCACUUCCCAAUCAUCUACGGAAUAGCUGUGAAUGUCAAAACAGCAGAGAUUUUUCCUGCAACCUUCCCAGAAAAAGGGCCGGACGAGGAUUUGCGUUCAGCCCAUGUUUUAACAGGAGCAACGCUGACUAACAUUUACGAUGCAAAGAUGGAACAACUACAUAUUGGGCCUUACUUCUGGAGGCCUUUCCCCCACGUGGAUUUCUGGUUGGAACAAGAUGAUAAACAGAUUUUACAGAAUCUUUCCACAUCGCCCCUGGCUGAGCCACCCCAUUUUGUUUCCCACAUUAGAUCUACAUUAACGUUUUUAAAAGAACAUCCCUUUCCAUCUCGCUCCCUGUUUCCUGACAGGAAACCUCGCAUCUACAAAAAAAAUGAAGAAGGGCUGUGGGAACAGGUUUGUUCAGACAAGAUCUAAACUGGAACCAAACACCACACCUGCUUUAGGGAUGUACAGUCUUGCAAGAAGAGCAGUUUGUUGCAAAAAGCAUAGUGCUGGUUACAAAACCCAUUGUUCCUGUGCUUUUCAAAAUAAAAUAUUUUGACAGAAG